AUUCUGCAUCAGGUCUGGACAGGUUUAGCCGAUUAGGCCAACCAGAAAAAUAUUUUCUUUGUAAAAAACCCUAUCAAUCAUCAACGUUCCAAAAAUACAAAACCCUACUCAACAACCAAAUCCUCACGUGAACCGCUCCUCAGUUACAACCUCUAUCUUCUUUCUUCACUCUCGCCGCCAUGCAAUCCACCUUCAUUUCCCCACGCGCCACCACCCCAUCAUUACACACCCCGCUCAUUAAACACCCAACACGCCCCACCUCUCUGCGAGUGGCCGCUCAAUCACAGGUCACCGCCGUAAAUGCAGACCCGUCACCAGCCUCAACAGUAUCUCAAAAGCUCAACAAAUACAGUUGCAGAAUCACUGAGCCCAAAUCCCAAGGUGGGUCACAAGCAAUUCUCCAUGGAGUUGGGUUAUCUGAUGAAGAUUUAAGUAAACCCCAAGUGGGUAUUUCUUCAGUUUGGUAUGAGGGUAACACGUGUAAUAUGCAUUUGUUGAGCCUAUCAGAAGCUGUUAAGCAGGGUGUUCAAGAGGCGGGGAUGGUUGGGUUUAGGUUUAAUACUAUUGGUGUUAGUGAUGCUAUUUCUAUGGGGACUAGAGGAAUGUGUUAUAGCUUGCAAAGUAGAGAUUUGAUUGCUGAUAGUAUUGAGACUGUUAUGAGUGCUCAAUGGUAUGAUGGUAACAUCUCUAUUCCGGGUUGUGAUAAGAAUAUGCCAGGUACAAUUAUGGCAAUGGGCAGGCUCAACCGACCAAGUAUUAUGAUUUAUGGUGGUACUAUAAAGCCUGGUCAUUUUAAUGGCCAUGUGUAUGACAUAGUAUCCGCCUUUCAGGUUUACGGAGAAUAUGUAAGUGGGUCUAUAAGUGAUGAAGACAGAAAAAAUGUAGUUCGCAAUUCAUGCCCUGGGGCAGGGGCUUGUGGUGGAAUGUAUACAGCAAAUACAAUGGCUUCUGCUAUCGAGGCCAUGGGAAUGUCUCUUCCCUACAGCUCUUCAAUACCCGCUGAAAGCGAAUUGAAGUUGGACGAAUGCCGUUUGGCUGGAAAAUAUCUGCUAGAAUUAUUGAAGAUGGACUUGAAACCACGAGACAUUAUAACCCGGAAGUCUCUUCGUAAUGCAAUGGUCAUUAUAAUGGCAUUAGGAGGUUCCACUAAUGCCGUAAUGCACUUUAUUGCUAUUGCUAGGUCUGUUGGGCUGGAGUUAACCCUUGAUGAUUUCCAGAAAGUAAGUGAUGAGGUUCCGUUCCUCGCAGAUCUAAAGCCAAGUGGCAAAUAUGUCAUGGAGGAUGUGCAUAAGAUUGGAGGGACACCCGCAGUCAUUCGCUAUCUUUUGGAGAAUGGUUACAUGGACGGGGAUUGUUUGACUGUGACCGGCAAGACUUUGGGUGAAAAUAUGCAAAGUUGCCCACCUUUGGCCGAGGGGCAGGACAUUAUAAGGUCAUUGGAAAACCCCAUCAAGAAAACAGGCCACAUCCAAAUAUUACGUGGAAAUCUUGCACCGGAUGGUUCUGUAGCAAAAAUUACUGGAAAAGAAGGAUUAUAUUUCUCUGGUCCUGCACUUGUUUUUGAGGGAGAGGAAGCUAUGCUUGCAGCUAUAUCAGAAAAUCCUAUGAGUUUUAAGGGAAAAGUAGUAGUUAUCAGGGGAGAGGGGCCUAAAGGAGGACCAGGCAUGCCUGAAAUGCUAACACCAACAAGUGCGAUUAUGGGAGCUGGUCUGGGGAAGGAUUGCGCAUUGCUGACAGAUGGUAGGUUUUCAGGAGGUUCUCACGGCUUUGUUGUUGGGCAUGUAUGCCCUGAGGCCCAGGAAGGCGGUCCAAUCGGUCUUAUUAGAAAUGGUGACAUCAUCGACAUUGAUGUUCGAGAGAGGAGAAUAGAUGUUCAGCUAACGGACCAAGAAAUGGCAGAGCGGAAAUUGAAUUGGACUCCCCCUCCUUACAAGGCAAAUUGCGGAGUUUUGUACAAGUAUAUUAAGAAUGUGCAAUCAGCCUCCAGAGGAUGUGUGACUGAUGAGUAGUGAUGAGGACAUAUUCUUCGAGGCUAUAGAGUGUGUUUGCGGUUCGUGUUAUCUUGGGUACCCGAUUGUGCGGCUCGUGCUAUCUCGGGUACCCGACUGCAGCUCGUGUCAGGGUAUUUAUUUGGCUCUUCAUCUGAAGUGCUGAGAGUCCUUGUUUAACCUUUUGGGUAGGUUAGGCUGUAAAAUUUUCUGUAUGUUCUGUCCUGUCUUAAAUGACAGUCAUUUUCCGGUGUUUCUGUAAUCUCUUUGUAAUUCAGCUUUUGAUAUUGGAUAUUUUUUUGAUCGAAAGACAUUUAUGGCUGUAAUAAAUAAAUUUCAAAUAAAAUUGGUAGAUUAUUGUUGUUA
Mercurialis annua (annual mercury) is the source of this 2354-nucleotide messenger RNA. Its product is annotated as dihydroxy-acid dehydratase, chloroplastic. Bases 180 to 2009 code for a protein of 609 amino acids. Gene Ontology annotation, cellular component: chloroplast stroma. NCBI's taxonomy places the organism in Eukaryota, Viridiplantae, Streptophyta, Magnoliopsida, Malpighiales, Euphorbiaceae. Gene Ontology annotation, biological process: branched-chain amino acid biosynthetic process. The record is from RefSeq and is a predicted model, not a curated record. Gene Ontology annotation, molecular function: dihydroxy-acid dehydratase activity. The transcript is spliced from 14 exons.